Molecule: messenger RNA, 1740 nt
Organism: Jaculus jaculus (lesser Egyptian jerboa)
Lineage: Eukaryota; Metazoa; Chordata; Mammalia; Rodentia; Dipodidae
Gene: Ypel4
Product: yippee like 4
Exons: 5
Coding region: 372-755 (127 amino acids)
Source: RefSeq, a predicted model, not a curated record
GCCAGAGGCAACCUCUGGCCCCCAGCAGUUGUUCCGCUUUGCAGCCUCAGUCCUCGGCCCCCAACCUUCUUUCCCCAAUCCCAUCCCCUUCCCCACUGAAGGAGCCGAAAGAGAAGAGAGAAGAGUGAGCAGAGAGAUUGAGAGAUAGAGAGAGAGAUAGACGGAGAUCUCUGGAGCAGACCUCAAGGUGACUUCCAUUUCUACUUGGUUCUCGUCUGGGGGGGCCCUGGCCGGGCAGCCCCCCCACACUCCUCCUGCCCUGAAACACGGCUCUAGCCAACCUGCUCCGCUGCUUCACCUGCGACCGUCUCUGUGGGGGCUGCACGGCGCCAGCCCCUCCAGCCCGUCAGGGCAUCGUCCUCCAGCCCGUCAUGCCCAGCUGUGACCCGGGCCCGGCCCCCGCCUGUCUGCCCACAAAGACUUUCCGCAGCUACUUGCCCCGCUGCCACCGCACUUACAGCUGCGUCCACUGUCGCGCGCACCUGGCCAAACACGAUGAGCUUAUUUCCAAGUCCUUCCAAGGGAGCCAUGGCCGAGCCUACCUGUUUAACUCAGUGGUCAACGUGGGUUGUGGGCCAGCUGAACAGCGUCUCCUGCUCACCGGUCUGCACUCGGUAGCUGACAUUUUCUGCGAAAGCUGCAAAACCACACUAGGCUGGAAAUAUGAACAAGCAUUUGAGACGAGCCAGAAGUACAAAGAAGGGAAGUACAUCAUUGAGAUGUCACACAUGGUGAAGGACAACGGCUGGGACUGAAGGGCUCAGGCAGGCUGUGCCCUUCCUCCGCAUGCCCCACCCCCCUCACACCUGACCCCUGGCCCUGCAAAGCAGUCCACACCAGCAUGAGUACCACCCACCCCUGAGGAAACCCGGCUCCAACCAAUGUCUCCCUUCCUCUACCACAGCACCACCACGCCCCUUUGGAACAGGGGUCUGGAGUACCCCAGGGGUGGCCAAAGCUCAGGAGUGGGUAGCAGUCAGGGAAAUACACAAGGGGGGUAAGGGGAUGGUUGGGGGCACUGAAGACUGGAGUUUGAUGGCAGAGUGUGGACUCAGGCAGAUAAGACCGUAGGAGUCAUCUGACCCACCUUUUCUUUUUCUUUUCUUGGAGUCUACAGGAGAAAACUUGGGUGGUGAGGCUAGUAGAUCCUAGGUCACAGAACAGCAAAGGCUUGGGCUGGAGUGAAAUUUUAGCCUGAACCUCAGAAGCCCAGAGUCUGACAGUGAAGUUCCCACCACUAUUCAUGGAAACUAGGUUGGGUGCAAGCGGAUGGUUAGAAGGGGGGUAAGAAAAAAAGACAAAAACCCAAACCCCAGACUCUAAGUCAGGGACGGGGGUUUUCACACCCCUCCACCUGAUUACCUUGGCACUAAAGAGGCACUUUUGAGUAUGUAACCUUUGCCAUUGGGUGGGGUGGGAGACGCUGUCCCAGGAACAGCCCCCGCCCCGAGCUGGCUAUUGCCAGAGCCAGAAGUCUUGAUGGGCGCUCUCUAAGGCUCAGCCACUGCUCCCUGGGACCCAGUCCCUUGGAGGGGAGGUGGAUCAUCAAUGCUGCGGGACCAGUCUUUCCCGUGGCUGCCACCAGCGAAAGAAACUUUUGUAUGAUAAAGUGUUUGGGUCUAUUUUUAAUAAAAGGGGAAAAGCAACUGUGUGGCAUUGUUUUAGCUUUUCUUCGUGUUCCUACCAUGCAUUUGACUAGCAGACGUCAGUAUCUGUGGGGCACGCUGGAUUUUUAGACCG